This is a messenger RNA of Microdochium trichocladiopsis, 1002 nucleotides long. Its product is annotated as putative RTA1 domain protein. The record is from RefSeq and is a predicted model, not a curated record. The transcript is spliced from 3 exons. The coding region runs from base 1 to 1002 and encodes 333 amino acids. Lineage: Eukaryota; Fungi; Ascomycota; Sordariomycetes; Xylariales; Microdochiaceae. Gene Ontology annotation, cellular component: fungal-type vacuole; plasma membrane.
AUGGCCGACAACACGACACUCCCUUUCGACCCAGAGACUUGCACCCUCGAAACGUGCCCGAUCGAGUAUGCCCAGAUCACCUACACCCCGUCCCUGGGCGGCAAUAUUGCCUACGCCGUCAUACUCGGCCUCAUCCUGGUCGCGCAGCUCGGCCUAGGCAUCCGCUACAAGACAUGGGGCUUCAUGGUUGGCAUGGUGGGAGGUCUUGCCUUGGAGGUCGUCGGCUACGCCGGUCGCAUUCCCCUACAUUACAACCCUUUCAAAUUCGACCCUUUUCUCCAGCAACUCAUCUGCCUCACCAUAGCGCCAGCGUUUCUCAGCGCUUCAAUCUACCUCUGCCUCGCCCGCAUCGUCGUGGCGUACGGACCAGAGACUUCCCGCCUCAAGCCUCGCACGUACACCUAUAUUUUCGUCACGUGCGAUUUCAUCUCGCUCGUGCUGCAGGGCGGCGGAGGUGGGAUUACCGCCACGGCCAAUACAAAGGCCACGAAUGACAUGGGUGUCAACAUCAUGAUUGCCGGCAUGACCUUUCAGGUCGUCUCACUUGCCGCGUUCAUGGCCAUCUGCGCCGAGUACGCCUUCAGGAUCAGACGCCGCCGCGAGCUUCUGGACUACGGCUUCGAACAGACGAGAAGCACUUUCCGCUUCAAGGGUUUUCUGUAUGCACUCGCCGCCGCCACCAUUCUCAUCUUUAUCCGCUGCGCCUUCCGCGUCGCCGAGCUGUCUGAGGGCUUCAACGGCCCCCUCGCCAACAACGAGGUCACGUUCAUGAUCUUCGAGGGACCCAUGAUCAUGCUCGCCACGCUCGCCCUGACCGUCUUCCACCCGGGCAUCUGCUUUGCGGGCCGCUGGGCAGAGGCCAAGCCCAUGACGCGGAAGCAGACGAAGCAGCAGCAGAAGCGCGCUCUUGUCAGCGACAUGGACUCCUCGGACUAUGAGCGCGUCACGCCUGGCGGAGCGGUCGAGGUCGACACUCUGGAGACCUCGUACCCGAUGAGAUAG